UAGUAAUUAUUAUUGUUUGUCAAAACGAUGGAAAUACAUAUGGGAAAAAAUCAAUAAUUGAAAAUGUUGAAAAAAUUGUGUGUUUUAAAUACCCACAGCCUAAGGAAAUUAAAAAAAAAUGUUCAUAAUAACUUGGCACUUGAUCCAAACAAUUUUUUUUGGGGGGUGUCUCUUCUUCUGUUGACACACAUUUUAGGGGGCGUAUGUGCUGGAAAGAUUAGAAGAACCAAUUAAAGCUACAAAUUUCAUUUUGUGGGUCAUUUAAUUGUUGUUUUAUCUCUAAUGUUGCAAAGUUUCCUUUUCUUCGUAACUGCUUUAUAGAAUUCCUAUUAAAUUGUCAGUGUCUUUGGCUGCUGGAUGGAGUGUUUUAUUUAGUGUAAUCGAAGCAGGUACUUUAAUUACAACUACAUAUUAGUACUAACAAGAAUAACAACGACAUCUGAAGUCACAAAUCUCAUCAACUCAGCAUCAGCCUCUCUCGCGCGUUCGUUCAAUAAGCAUUUCGGUAUUUAAAGAAACACAAAACUCGGAUUACCCAAACGAGGCCAACCAAAAAAGAGAAAAAUUUUGAUUUGUUACUUACCUGUGUGGAACCAAGUUAUCAUAAAACAAACUCGUCACCAUGUCCAUGGCUGGGCAAACAAUCAACGACAGACUAUUGGCUGCCAGGCACAGUUUGGCCGGUCAAGGUCUGGCCAAAUCGGUAUGCAAGGCCACAACGGAGGAGUGCAUUGGUCCCAAGAAGAAACAUUUAGAUUAUUUAGUACAUUGUACAAAUGAACCCAACGUAUCAAUACCACAUCUGGCCAAUUUACUUAUUGAACGUUCACAGAACACCCAUUGGGUGGUGGUCUAUAAGGCGUUAAUAACCACACAUCAUUUGAUGGCAUAUGGAAAUGAGCGUUUUAUGCAGUAUUUGGCUUCAUCGAAUUCAACAUUUAACCUCAGCAAUUUCCUGGACAAGGGCGGUGUGCAAGAUGGUGGUAUGUCGGUACCUGGUGGCAGAAUGGGUUACGAUAUGUCACCAUUCAUACGACGGUAUGCCAAAUAUUUAAAUGAGAAAUCUCUAUCUUAUCGUGCAAUGGCCUUUGAUUUUUGCAAAGUCAAAAGGGGCAAAGAAGAAGGUUCGCUGCGUACCAUGCACGCCGAUAAGCUGUUGAAAACGUUGCCCGUAUUACAAGCACAAUUGGAUGGCUUAUUGGAAUUCGAUUGUCAAUCAAACGAUUUAACAAAUGGUGUCAUAAAUAUGUCAUUUAUGCUUUUAUUCCGUGAUCUCAUUCGUUUGUUUGCCUGUUACAAUGAUGGUAUUAUUAAUUUAUUGGAAAAAUAUUUCGAUAUGAAUAAGAAACAGGCUCGUGAUGCUUUGGAUUUGUAUAAAAAGUUUUUGGUACGCAUGGAUCGUGUUGGUGAAUUUUUAAAAGUUGCAGAGAAUGUUGGCAUAGACAAAGGCGAUAUACCAGAUUUAACAAAGGCACCCAGUUCCCUGCUGGAUGCAUUGGAACAGCAUUUGGCCACAUUGGAGGGUCGUAAAGUUUCAGCUGCUAAUACUCCUACACAAUCAGCAAGUAACAACCAAAAGAACUUUAAAUCCGCUGUCUCUGCCCUAUCUUCUACUAGCACCUCGUUCGGUACAGCAGCAGCUUCUAGUAAAUUUGAUACCACCAAUGGGAUUGAUGAACAAUUGAAAGCUCAGGCAUUGGCCGAUGAAGAAGCCGCCAUGAAUCAAUACAAGUCAAAGGUUUCUUCACCCACCAGCGGCGGUGCUGCCGCUAACGCCGCACUAACAAAUCCUUUCUUAUCGUCGCCUCCAGCUACCCAAGCUGGUGCACCGAUAGUUGAUUUGUUUGGUGCCGCCUCAGCCCAGCCAGCCAAUGCUGGCUCCACCGCCGCUGCUGGUGCCACUAAAGCUUCGGAUGAUCUACUGCAAUUGGGCAAUCCAUUUGCCGAUAUGUUUGAUGCUCCCCUGGGUGCUGGAGCUGGAGGUGUUGCUACAGGUGCUCACAAAACAAAUAACAAUAUUUGGAUGAAUAAUAAUGGUUUCAAUGGAUCUUCGGUACCUACGGCUGCGGCCAAUGCUUUCGUUUCCGAUAGCAAUUUCUCAUCUGUAUUUGGUAAUACUGAGCCAGCCGCAACUGGAGCAGCAUUAGCAAAUCCUUUUUUUGAUUCAAUGGAACCUCAAAAUUUAAUCAAUGACCACAACACCACAACUUCGACUUCAUCAUCUUUAUUAUUAGCCUCAUCAUUGUCACCGUCAUCGGUAAAUAGCAACAGUGCAGUACAGUACAAUAUGACUUCCAUUCCGAUGAAUCCUCAAGCCAAUAAUUUCUUUAUGGCUGCAGGAGUACCACCAAUGACGGGGUCCUCCAAUACCAACACCACGGCAACUUCUCAGCCACCAGGCUUUGAUGCUUUGGGUGAUGUUUUAAAACCCGGCAUAACAGCCACAGCAGCAACCACUUUUAUUGGCCAGUCAUCAGCAAAUCAAACAAAUGUUGUUACUUCAGGUGGUGGUCUUGACCAACAGCUCCAGCAGCAACAGCAGCAGCAGCAACCAGCCAGCACUGGGAAGAUCUUGACUGGCGAUUUGGACAGUUCGCUAAUGUCGCUUGUAGAAAAUUUAAAUAUAAAUAAAACAGCUACCACAAAACCUGUGCAAUGGAAUUCGCCGAAAAAUACCGCGAAACCCGGUGCUAAUUGGACACCUCAACCUAUGGCUGCUACAACUGGUGCUGGCUAUCGUCCAAUGGCACAUGGCAUGACUGUAAGUCCUGCGCCAAUCACAAUUAAUCAUCCGUAUAUACAUGCUAAUUAUCCUGUAAUACCAAAUUAUAUGCAGCAGGGGAUGCCGGUGAUGGGACAACCUAUGAUGGGCCAAGCCCCUUUGACUGGCGUACCACAGACGAUGACAGCGGCGCCCAUGGUGAUGCAAACUAAUGCAGCCGCAGUGGGUCUAAUGCAAACAAAUCAGACGCCGAUGAUGCAAACGAAUGGCGGUAAUAAAAGCGUACCCCUAGAUCCCUUUGGGGCGUUAUAAACUACUAACACCCCAAUCGCCCCAAAAAACAAACAACACACACACAUAGAAAUAAAAUUAAACAAAACAACAAUAAACUCAGUAACAAAUACCAACAAAAAACUUAUAAUAAUAAUAAUUAUAAAUAUAAUAUUAUACAAAGAGAAAUUUGUUAAAAAUUUACUACACUGAAAAAAAAAGAAGAAGAAAAACAAAAACAAUGCAAACAAGAAAACAAAAAAAAACUGUUUAAAAAUUUAUGUAACAAAAACAAAAAUGGGAAAUACUAUAUAUACAUAAAAAAUAAAAAUAUUAAUUAAUGAUUAAUAUUAUUAUGUUGGAGAAAUAUACAAAUAUAUUAUUAUAUAUUAUUGCAAAGUACCAUAAAACCACAACUAAAUGAAAAUGAAUAGAAAAAUGAUGAUGAUGAUAAUGAAAAAUGAAAAUAUUUAUAUUUAAAUUCAAUUAUAUAUAAAACACAAAAAAGGGAAAAACAAAAUUAAGUUGAAUACAAAAUUCCCCUCAAAAACAAAUACCUAUUAUUUAUUAGUUUAUAUUAUUACUAUUAUUAUAUAUUUAUAUAUAUACAUACAUACAAAAACAAAAUCACUAUUUGAAGAAACAAAAAAAAGAAAAAUCAUUAAGUGAACACUAAAAAAAAAUCUUGAAAAUAUAUACCUAUGUUAAAAAACAACAACAACAACAACAAAGAAAAUACAUAUACCACUGAUAAUGAUCAAUGAUCAUAACAAAAUAUUCAAUAUCUUCACUGUGUUUUCCCUAGACUCUCUUAAGUGUGGCUUAAAUUACACUGUGCGUAUAUGCAGAAGCUACGAAAAAAAAAUGUAUAAAUGUAUGUAUGUCUUAGAUCAAAAAGCCCCGUUAUCCAUUUACUCCAUAGAGUUUGCUGGUAUAUAUGAAAGUUCAUAGCAUGAAAAGUGGAUUUUAUGGCCAGAUAUAGUGCCUCCUAGACACCAUAAUAAGGCUAUAUUAGGAAAAUGGAAGAACUCUUAACUAAACCUACUAAGCGUUUUUAGGGCAUACCUUUGGCAGAGCAGAUUGAAUGAAGACCCUCCCGGUAGGAUUACGAGGAAGUGUUGUAGCUGACCAGAAAUUUCCUUUGUAUCCCCUAAUCUCUUGAGUGAGGUUUCAUGGCAAGCCGUCAUUUCUUGGGAUCAGAUCACCACCCCAUAAUACACACCAUCCAUCUACCAAACGAUUUCACAACUAACGCAACCAUUCAACUCUAAUCAACGCAAUCACCUUUUGC
Molecule: messenger RNA, 4283 nt
Organism: Stomoxys calcitrans (stable fly)
Lineage: Eukaryota; Metazoa; Arthropoda; Insecta; Diptera; Muscidae
Gene: lap
Product: phosphatidylinositol-binding clathrin assembly protein LAP
Exons: 17
Coding region: 623-3034 (803 amino acids)
Biological process (GO): synaptic vesicle budding from presynaptic endocytic zone membrane; clathrin-dependent endocytosis; clathrin coat assembly
Cellular component (GO): extrinsic component of presynaptic endocytic zone membrane; clathrin-coated vesicle; clathrin-coated pit
Molecular function (GO): SNARE binding; 1-phosphatidylinositol binding; clathrin heavy chain binding
Source: RefSeq, a predicted model, not a curated record